GCGCGCGGGACGUGCUGCCGCGUAGUCGCCGGCUGAAUGGGCGGCGGCUGAGCAUGUGUGUACCGCUGAGGCUGCUGCGCGCCUAAGACCCGAAGGUUGCAUGCCUGUCCCUGGCCCGACGGUGAAGCCGGCGGCUGCAGGGACGUAGAGGAGGAGGAGAGAAACGGCAGCCAGACACAGGUCGGGUGCCCCUUCCGGAGGCUGCUAGGCCCUGGCUUCGUGGGGGUCAUGGCAAGCCUGACGGACCGAGUGCGGGGCAACGGGCGCAUCGCCGCCGGACUCCUGCUCAACCUGCUGGCGUCCAUCUGCAUCGUGUUCCUCAACAAAUGGAUCUAUGUGCACUAUGGCUUCCCUAACAUGAGCCUGACCCUGGUGCACUUCGUGGUCACUUGGCUGGGUUUGUAUGUCUGCCAGAAGCUGGACAUCUUUGCCCCCAAAAGUCUGCCGCCUUCCAAGCUCCUCCUCCUAGCCCUCAGCUUCUGUGGCUUCGUGGUCUUCACCAAUUUAUCUCUGCAGAACAACACCAUAGGCACCUAUCAGCUGGCCAAGGCCAUGACCACGCCGGUGAUCAUAGUCAUCCAGACCCUCUGCUACAAGAAAACCUUCUCUAUCAAAAUACAGCUCACACUGAUUCCUAUAACUUUAGGUGUAAUCCUAAAUUCUUAUUACGAUGUGAAGUUUAAUUUCCUUGGAAUGGUGUUUGCUGCUCUUGGUGUUUUAGUUACAUCCCUUUAUCAAGUGUGGGUGGGAGCCAAGCAGCAUGAAUUACAAGUGAACUCGAUGCAGCUGCUCUACUACCAGGCGCCGAUGUCGUCUGCCAUGUUGCUGGUCGCCGUGCCCUUCUUUGAGCCAGUGUUUGGAGAAGGAGGAAUAUUUGGUCCCUGGUCAGUUUCUGCUUUGCUUAUGGUCCUGCUAUCUGGAGUAAUAGCUUUCAUGGUGAACUUAUCGAUUUAUUGGAUCAUUGGGAACACUUCACCAGUCACCUAUAACAUGUUUGGACACUUCAAGUUCUGCAUUACUUUAUUUGGAGGAUAUGUUUUAUUUAAGGACCCGCUGUCCGUUAAUCAGGGUCUUGGCAUGUUAUGUACAUUAUUUGGCAUUCUCGCUUACACCCAUUUUAAACUCAGUGAACAGGAAGGAAGUAAGAGUAAAUUGGUACAACGUCCUUAAUUGGGUUUUUGUGGAGAAAAGAAAGUCACCCCAAGAAGAUUUUUUCUUAAGUAUUAAGUGUGCAAGUUAGUUUCAAAGAAGAAAAAAAAUAAUAUUGCAAAAUUCAUCAAAUGAUGUUUGUAAGAAGUAACUCAAAUGAAAUUUUAUUCAUAGAUACUUAUUUCUCUUUUAGAGUACCUUUAAAAAAAAAACCUCGUUCUCUAAAACAUAGCUCAUGCUUCUUUCCAAAGAUGAUUAUGUGAGGUGUAUAGGAUGGUUUGAUUAUAACAAAUGAAGUACAUGAGAUUAAAGUUUUAUAAUAGGGGCAAAGGAAUUUAAACCACUGUGCUACAAAUGUACAGUGGUUUUUAAGGAAGGACACAUAGGACUCUUCUGCUUGCUUAUAGGUGGUCCCCCGAUGCUCUUUUAUAAUUUAGGCCAAAGUCAGAAUUUAAAGCUAGCAUUUCUGUUUUAGUAUAACUUCCUGCUUUUUUAAUUUAUAGAAAUGAACUCUCAUUUAUCAAAAGCAAAGUGUUGGAAAGAUGUUAAGACAGAACCCAAUUCUAACAGUACCAUUUCUCUAGUAGAAAAUUGAUACAGGAAAUUAGGUGUUUUCGAAAAACUGCAGUGCCUAUAGGUAUUAUCUUAUUUUUGAGCUCUUAGUGAACUCUAGAAACUAUAUGUGAAGUUAACAAACAAAAUAGCUCCAUGUUUAAAUGGCCCAAAGAAAAGGCUGUAGGAGGAAUUGAGCCGAUUUCUUCUUUUCUGGUGGUGGUUCUCCUGGCCUCUGUGAGCAUUUCAGGUUGGUGAUUUCUUAAUACUACCUCCCUGCUAUCACUCCCUACCCCUCACUUUGAGGCGCCCUCGGAGCUUUCUUUGGCAUUGAAAGAUUUGGAGUGAACUAGGUCAGCUUUUCUAAGGUGGCUGGGGAAAAUUCUUGAGCAGCAAGUCAAAGCAAAUGUUAUCAAAGACUAAGCAGAAACUUGAUGAAAAUAUGAGGAAAGAUUUGAAAGAGAAGCAGAGAAAUAAUCAGUAUUUAACAAGUUCCCUGAAUUUUUUUAAAGGAUACUUAAAAAUAAGUUAUAGGGGAGAUACAUGAUUUCUACUUAAAGAAAUGAUAGUCCCACAUACUGAAUUACAAAAUGUAUUUCUGCCGACUUCUGACAGUUGAGUUUUCAAAGCAGUUUUUCAUAACCUCUCACCAUAAAUUGACUGAGGAAGAUAAUGCCUCUUGUAAUAAAUAAUUCUUUUUUUCUAAAUAUUAUUUAGAAACCUUAAAUGAGAAAACAACUCUUAAGUGGAUAGAGAGCCACGUGUAUAAAAUACACCUUUUAGGAUGUUUUUUUUCCCUGGCCUGUUUGAAAUGAAAAGCCUCACUGAAAAUCUGUUUUGAUAGAAUUUCAAUGUAUCCGUCAAUCUGUUGUGUGAUCCGUGUGUGUUAUUUUCUUUGUUUUAAAUGCUCUUUGGUUCUUCUCAGUUUCCAAAGAUACAUUUUAUUGUGCUAAGAGGUACAAAGCAAUUUGUCUCACCAGAUGAGCCUCAGGCAUUAUGUUUGCCCAAGAAAUAUUCCCUGUGUAUGUUUAAAUUAACAUGUAAUUAUUCCCCAAAAGCUGGAGAAAAGUAUUUCAGCACAGUGAGUAUUAUGUGACCUCUGUGCACUAACAGCUGAGUUAAUUUGUGCCAUGUACAAAUACGUCUUAACUGUAAAUAGAACUUGGGAGGGGUGAUUUUUAAUCAAUGUUGGGGGAACGUUAUAAUAAAUGACCAACGUCAAUAGGAAUGCAAGGAAGAUUGGAGCGAGCUAGGGUCAGGGUACAUAUUGAUAAGUAAAUAAAACAUGUACUGCUGGAACUGAAGUCUGAUAAACAUUUUUUGCCCUGAGGACCAUCUUCCCAUUGAAAAGAAAGUUCCUGGGGAAAAAAUGCAUCAGCUGACACGGACCAACCCCAGAGACAAACCCGAAACGCAGUGUAUGGGAGAAUGCACGUGAACUCUCCCUUUGUUACAGUUGUAACUGCACCUGUUUUUUAUCCUAUGUUCGAUGGCUCAACUUCAGUUUUUCCUGUUACAAAUAAAGAGAACCUGAUGUUUUUACUUUAGAAUUGCAUGUUGGAACUGGCGGAAGAAGGAUGGCAUGUGUGUGUGCAAGUUGUCUUAUCAGACGAGCCUCAGGCAUUAUGUUUGCCUAAGAAAUGUUCUCUGUGUGUGUUUAAAUUAACAUGUAAUUUCUACAUGCGUGUGCAGGGGUGACGCUCCCACGUGUGUAGCAUCUAAUGAAGCAAAAUCCUCAUCUCCCUUUCAAAAGAGUGUAAGAGAAAUCUUUCCCUGUGAAAUGAAGUAAGCUUUCUCCUGUUUCAUUUUUUGAAAUACUUUUUAAACCUUGUUUAAACCUUGCUAGUUUCAAAUCAUUAGUUGUCAAUUUCACUUAAAAGCGACAGCGUUCACCAAGCAGUUCACAUUGACUCCAACCAUGAACAUUUGUUGGGUGAAUGAAUACACAGAAUGGCCAAAGGAGAAAGUUUGGUUAAAAGAAUGGAGACCAGAUUUAUUAGAUAAAUUGUUUUGCAUUUGUUUUCACACUUGAACUGGUUUAUACUUGCUAACAUCAGGAAUACAAUGCUCAUUUCAUUCACUCAGCAAGGAUUUAUUGAACAUGGCUGUGCAAAGACAAUCCUAUGUUCCCUGUGAUCUUAAGAAACAUUGUUCUAGCAGAAAAGAUAGACACUAAUUCAGUAAAAACAUCAGUUUAUUAUAAUAAACUUACAUCCUAAAAGGAGCAUGGUUCUCUGGAGGCUAUAACAAAAGAAUCUGGCUCAGAAUGGACUGUCAGUGAGAGUGUCCGUGAGGAAAGGACAAUUGAGCUGAAAUCUGAUGGGCAUAUAGAAGUUAGCUGAGUAGAGAGGAAGGGGAAUAGCACAUAGGCCUAUUGGAGGAAUUUAGGAUGAGUUUAAAGAACUGCAAAAAGGAUGGAGGGGAGAGAGUACCUUUAGGGAAGGGGAGAUGUGAGACUGGAAAAGAAGGCCAGCCUCAGACCAUAGAAUACCUUGUAGGCUAUGUUAGGACGAGCAAGAGGGCGUAUUCCAAGCGUUGUCACAGUCAACUCCUUUGUUUUGAAACACAAGGAUGAGAACCAGAGAUGCUAGGAGAGCAGUUCGGAGAUGACUGCAGGGAGAUGAGAUAGCUUAGAGGAGUGGUGGUGAGAUGACAGAAGUGGGUAGAUCAAGAGGAUUUAGUCGAUGAAAUCAAGUGGACUUCGAUUGGGCACUGGAGAAGGUGCAGUUGAGAAUCACACGUGUUUGGAGGGGGCGGGUAAUGACUCAGUGGUAGAGAGUGUGCUUGGCAUGCGCUGAUUCCUGGGUUCUGUCCUCGGUACCUCUGUUUUAAAAAAUUAAUAAUCACACAUGUUUGAUAUGCGCAGCUUGGUAGAGUCUGUUACUACUCUUUGAGAUAGGAAACAAAAGAAGAGGGCUGGGUUGGGAAGGACAGAGACUGAGUUCAUACAGGGCCAUCUGGAUUUUGAGGCAUCUUUGAGAAAUCCAGUUGAAGUUAUUAAUUAAACAACCAUAUAGGUUUAGAACUCAAGUGUUUUCUUUUUAAUUAAGGUACAGUUAAUUUACAAUAUUAGUUUCAGGUGUACAGCAUACUGAGUCAGUAUUUUUACAACUGAGCCUUGAAGAACUCCAGCCUGUGCUGGUAGAGGAAGGUAAUUCUGAAAAGGAAGAGUCAGAGAGAUAGGAGAAAAACAAGGAUGAUGCUGUGAUGGUAGAGAGGGUGGCCAAAGGUGACAGUAUUGCUCAGAGGUCGAGGUAGACUUGCACAGAAAAAUAACCAUUGCAUUUAUUGGCAGUUUAUUGUGGAUCUUAGUAAGGCUGUUUCAGUGGAGUGCUGGUGGCAAAAAGCAGUUUGGAGGAGAGUGAAUGGUCAGUGU
This is a messenger RNA of Vicugna pacos (alpaca), 5077 nucleotides long. RefSeq names its product solute carrier family 35 member E3 (gene SLC35E3). The record is from RefSeq and is a predicted model, not a curated record. NCBI's taxonomy places the organism in Eukaryota, Metazoa, Chordata, Mammalia, Artiodactyla, Camelidae.